CUUCAAACGGAUCCGAAUGUUUAGGGAACUUCAUACUGAUACGACACCGCAAUUCUGCGAACUGAUUUGAUUUGGGCGCAAAAAUGGCUUGUUUUGUUUUCUGUUUUGGUCUCAACUAUAUCGUCUUGACUCAUUCACUUGAACUUCGUUUAAUCUGUGUUUCACUUGAUAACAGAUGACUUAUGACGACGAUAACGAAUGAUCUUCGGGCCACAGGGUGAUUUUCAUCAUUUCCGGCCUUUAGUGAAUUUUUAUCCGUUUUCAAUCAAUUCCCAACGUUUCUGCUUCCUUGCUUGUUUUCCAUUGGGAAUUAUGCCAUUAACUGCUUACGCAUCGAACGGCCAGCGCUUGUGAAACACAUUAUCAACACAGUAGCAAAGAGCAUUGAAUGAGAUGAGCAAUGUCGUACUGCAUCGGUUGGUUGGUCGAUCAGUUAAUACUUACUCGAGCAUACGAUCGGUUUCAGUUUAGAACUUGAGCUCAGAUCUGAAUGAACGAUUUUUUAUUUUGUUUUAUAAGACGUAACCAAAUUUCCAUAAAUAGUGUUUCAGAUUGCGAAAUGUGCUUAAAUUAAUACCAAAGAACAUGAAGCUAACACACCAAAGUUGUUGUGCCAUUUUUAUUUUGGCCUUAAGUGUCGUCGAUUAUGUGCAAUCGGUCCACACGCCGCACGACCGUCAAAAUCACGACCAUCGCAAUAAUUUCAUCCCAAACGAUGAAUCACCAAAAACCGAAUGUCCGCCAGACUUUACGGGGCAAAUUCCAUACGCAAUGGAUUGUCGUCAAUAUUUAAAUUGUUGGCGAGGUCGAGGAACGAUUCAAAGCUGUGCGCCGGGCACAAUGUUCAAUCCACGGACCAAAGAAUGUGAUAAUCCAUCAAAAGUGAAGUGCGGCCAUUACGAAGGUUUGUCAUCAAAUCAAAGGCAAUUACCGGCAUUAAACCAACGAUUUUCCCAACGGCAAGAGUUCGCACCACUUGAAUGUGAACGUGGUGCAAGUGGUUUGUUCGCGAAUCCGUAUGAUUGUACAAAAUUUUUGAAUUGUGAUCAUGGGCGCACAUUUCAUCAGGAUUGUGGACCGGGUACAGCGUUCAAUGAUGUGUUCAAGGUGUGCGAUUGGCCACACAAAGUUAAUUGCGGCAACCGGCCUUUCGGCAACGUGGCUCCGAGUGCAAAUUACGACACGAAUACCAAUAUAAAUACAAACACAAAUACUUAUUCGAAUCAAAACACAAAUUCAUACCCGAACUCAAAUACGAACUCGAAUACAAAUGCAAAUUCACACUGGAAUACACACUCGAAUACAAAUUCGUACGCAAAUCAAAAUUCCAACUCACACACGGGCACCUUUUCCAACACCCAAGCCGAGCCAUUCUACGGAGAAGGAGUGAUGGAUCUUCGUAUGGACACUUCGUCUCGAGCACAUUCACAGCCACCGUUCCCGCACCAUCAUCAAAACAAUCCAACACAUCGGCCGUAUCAACAGCCAUAUCACCCACCACAAUUUCCGCAGAACAACAUUCGCAACCAUCAACAAGCAACUGGACAACAACAAAGUAAUGACGGUCUAAAUUCUCUAAAUUCAUUUUCAUCGCCUCCAUCAUUCACCGCUGAAACCAUCAAUGACGACUUACAUUCCAUCGGUCAAUAUCCCGAUCAAACACCGCAAGAAUCAUCGCCAAAGACGCAAAUCGUGCAAAUUCCCAGUCAAAUUCUACUUCCGCCGUUAGAACCUACGGUCUCUAAUAAUCGAUCGGGUCGCGUCGAUGAAAGUGUUCAGGAACAGCCGCAAGAUCGGAUCGAUCCACGUUUGGAAUGGGGAAACACAGGCAACUCUUUAGAUUCAACCACUCAUCCAACUCAAUCGAGUAUCGAUGAUGCUCUCUUAACUCAACAAAAAACCGAAAGUACUCCACAACAAUUUCCUGAGCUAAAUAUCAUGUCAUCUCGUGUGGCCAAUGAUUUUAACAAAUAUUUUUCCAAUCCACAACCAAAAUCCACGCCAAAAGUACCACCGCCAACAACGACAGAACGUGAACCAACGAUUACCAAAAUUUAUAGUGUUUAUCCAAGUGGAUUUGAAACCAUUGGAUCGAAAUGUGAAGAGGAUCGCACUGGAUUGCAUGCGCAUCCAUACGAUUGCAGCCGAUAUGUGACCUGUGAAAAUGGUCGAAUCGCAGUUGAAAGCUGCCAGGCAGGAUUUAUGUUUAAUCCCACGUUGAAAAUAUGUGACUUUGCAACAAAUGUGAAGAAUUGUAAUGCGAGACCAGUGGAUGAAGGUAAUUUGUAUCCAACUGAAGCAACAGAGUUCGAUAACGGUCAAAGUGUUUUCAAUGGCGGGGAAAGUCCAUUUAACGGCCUAGCAGAUGAUUCAGCUAAUGAGAUUUAUGGCGAAGAUAGACAAAAGAAAUCCAAAACAACAACACCAUCGACGAGAUUUAGCUUUUCUCAAACGACUCAAGCAACACCAACAAAUCCAACGCCAUAUUUCAUUCCGGAUAUGUCAGUUUUGCCACUCGAAAAUCGACGCUCUCCAUCAAAUUAUCCGGAUGAACAAAAGCCGCAGAAUGGUAAUCAAAGACCAUCAAAUCCACCACCAGAGUGGCAAAAUAAUUAUCCUGGAUCGCAAAAUUUGCAUCCUGAACUUCAAAAUUCGCAAUCAGGUUAUGAAAACACUCAGCCAUGGCACAGAGCCACAUAUCCUGGUUCGCAAAACACAUUGAAUAAUCAUCAAAAUGGUAAAUUUGAUCGUCAAAAUCCACAAAGACCGCAAAAUAUUCCGAUUGAUCAGCAAAACGGUCGGAAUAUCCCGGUUGACCAUCAAAAUCGUCAGAGACCACUCUACGGCGACCUUGAUAAGCCAUCAAAAGGAGGUGAUAUCGAGCCAGAUACGUUCGAAAGUCGGAACUUCGCCAUUGAUACAUAUCAACCACGUGAAGGAAAAGGGCUGAUUCACAUCAAACCAACUGAAUCAACGACAGAGAAUAGAAACGUGAUGAAAAUUCCAUCCGGUCAUGAGCAUGUGAUGCCAAUUUAUCAUCGACCAACAAAAACACCGGCAACAACAACAUCAUCGACAACCGUAACUCCACGCUCAUAUUCACAGCCGCAGAGCUACAAUCACAUUUACUAUCAACCGUUUACGCAGCCAAUAAACGAAACCCAAGAAAAGGAUGAAACCGAUUACAUUCCAAUCAGCGAAGCAUUAAAGUACUUACUUCGUCCGUACAUAGCAAAAAAUGACACAAAAGUUCCGAAUGACUCGGAGCAAAUGACUAAAAUCGAAAAUAAAUUGCUUGAUAUGAUUGAUGAUGGCUCAAAAGCUCAUGGCAAAGCACUUGAACAAGACAGUUUGGCCACCGCAAUUUUGAAUGAGAAUGUAGCCGUUAAGAAUUUACCAGAAUCACCAAAGACUGAACUUCGUUCGGACAUUGAGCUAAUUUCAUCGACAACCGAAAAGAAAACUGUUGAAGAGACAACGCCGCAUAGGAACCAUGACAUUGCACCCGCAGCUCAUUUCCAUCCAUACAAUCAUAAUUCAAAUCAUCCACUACCAUCGUCAUCGUCAUUUGCGCCCGGCUUUACACAUUCGCCCGAAUUCCAUGCACAGCAUCCGGAAUUGAAUAAUCCAACAUAUUACAAACCGGGAACUAAUGAUCCCGUUCCGAUUACCUUUCCAGGAGCUCAUACCCAAUCACGUCCAGCUUUUGGAUACUACCAUCAUCCAUCCAAUCCAUCUGAACAUGGCCCAUCACCAUCGCAACUGACGCAAAUGCAUUCGAGUCAUUUCCAUAAUGGUCAUCCUCAUUUCGGUCCAAACUAUCACACAAAUGCACCCAAUUUUGGUUGGGCACAGAAUAAUCGCAAUACUGAACAAACCACACCAACAACUGCUUCAGUUCCGUCACCCAAUUUGCUCGGCAAUCAAGAGAAACCAACCACUUCUAGUCGAUUUGGUAAAUCACAAUAUGGUGAGGUGUCGACAUGCGAUGGACAAUUCGAUUGUGGUACCGGCUUUUGCAUCCCAUUCAGUCAGUUGUGCGAUGGACGAAAUGACUGUGGCAAUCGAUAUGACGAAUUGAACUGCCCGCAUGUGAACUAUCAAGUACGAUUAUCGCAUGAUAAAGGCCACAAACACAUGGGACGCAUUGAAGUAAGAGCGUUUGGCAAAUGGGGCUACGUUUGUGACGACAAAUUCACAUUAACCAAUGCAAAUGUACUGUGUCGUGAACUUGGAUUCAAUAUGGGAGCAGCCGAGGUAAAGCCGAACUCAUUCUUUCCACCGAAUUCGAAUAUCAGAGGAGAGAAUAUGUUUACAAUGGACGAGGUGACGUGUCAAGGCAAUGAAACAUCGUUGAAAGAAUGCGAUUUUGAUGGAUGGGGCAUUAGUGACUGUAAUGCUGAAGAGGUUGUUGGUGUUGUGUGCAAAGUCACUGUUAUGCAGUGUCCUCCUAAUCACUGGCUGUGCCAAGAAUCCGAAGAGUGCAUCCCAAUGGAAUUUAUGUGCGAUGGAAUUAAAGAUUGCACCGAUGGAACCGAUGAGAAUUCAAUGCACUGUAACGCCAAAAUCGAAUACCGAUUGUCGGAUGGAACCGAAUUGGAAGGUCGAGUUGAAGUGAAAUACCGCGGUGUUUGGGGCACGGUUUGUGAUGAUGACUUUGGAAACAAAGAAGCUGCCGUAUUCUGUACCUCACUUGGAUUCACUGGACCAGCGACUGUGGUCAAUCGUCGAUAUGGAAUGAGCACUGGGCCAAUUUGGUUGGAUCAAGUGGAUUGCCUUGGUAAUGAAACUGCAUUGGACAAAUGCAUGCACUUUGAUUGGAGUGAGAGCAAUUGUAAUCAUACGGAAGAUGUUAGUGUUCGAUGUUCGCAUGGUUCGAUUUCCAAAAGUGGUCAAUACAUCUCCAGUGACUCUCUGCCUCAACGCUUAACCAAUCGUGAAACUCGUGACUACGUUCGUGAAGUGCAACGGAGCAGCAAGAGUAUUCCCGAUCAUUCAAAUGUGUGUGGUCGAGUGAAAGUUACGGCUGACGAUGACAGUGAAGAGAGCAUUGGUCAAUUCCGUGUGAUCAGUGGAUCGAGAACGAAACGUGGCCAUCAUCCAUGGCAAGCGACAAUCCGUGCUCGCGGUCGAAAUGGUCGUUCGUCGCAUUGGUGUGGCGCUGUGAUCAUAUCGAGAACUCACAUUCUCACUGCAGCACAUUGCUUAAUUGGCUUCCCGAAGGGUGCUUACUUCAUUCGCUUGGGUGAUCAUCACUCUGAGAUCAGAGAAGAAUCGGAAGUGGAAAUUUUCAUCGAAAAUUGGUUCAUUCACGAGGAGUUCCGCAAAGGACAGCUAAUGAAUAAUGACAUUGCUCUUAUUUUACUCAAGACACCGAUUCAGUUCACCAAUUACAUCCAACCAAUUUGUCUACCGGAUCAAGAAACCAUUUAUGAACCAGGCAAAAAUUGCACCAUUUCCGGAUGGGGAUCGAUUCAAUACGGAAAAUCGACUCCAUCGCUCGACUUAAAAGCAGCCUCUGUACCACUCAUCGCGCAGGAAAUCUGCCGACAAAAAGACAUUUACGGAGAUGAAAUUAUGGACACAAUGUUUUGCGCAGGAUUUUUGGAUCAAAGUGGAGUUGACGCAUGUGAUGGAGACUCAGGUGGACCUCUUGUUUGUGCCGACGAAAGUGGUGUCAACUCAUUGUAUGGCAUCAUUUCAUGGGGUCAACGAUGCGGCGAAUCAACAAAGCCUGGCGUUUACGUAAAAGUUAAACAGUACUUGGAAUGGAUUAAGGAAAAGAUGAAUCUGAUAAAUUAAGAAUUACGUAGAUUUUAGUUAAAAGGUUUAGAAUACUCAUUUUAUGACGAAAAAAAAACACUCUGUUCAAUGUUGACCGUUUUGAAUGAACACUUUUUUGACAUUGUUAGAAUAGAAAAUUUCUAUUAGAAAUAAAUGGUUGGAUAAGUAAAA
This is a messenger RNA of Sitodiplosis mosellana (orange wheat blossom midge), 5955 nucleotides long. RefSeq lists its product as uncharacterized. Gene Ontology annotation, cellular component: membrane; extracellular region. Gene Ontology annotation, molecular function: serine-type endopeptidase activity; protein binding; chitin binding. Gene Ontology annotation, biological process: proteolysis. The record is from RefSeq and is a predicted model, not a curated record. Bases 586 to 5802 code for a protein of 1738 amino acids. The transcript has 10 exons. Lineage: Eukaryota; Metazoa; Arthropoda; Insecta; Diptera; Cecidomyiidae.